Molecule: messenger RNA, 225 nt
Organism: Knipowitschia caucasica
Lineage: Eukaryota; Metazoa; Chordata; Actinopteri; Gobiiformes; Gobiidae
Source: the annotation of a GenBank genome assembly
AUGGUUUCGUUGGCUCGGCUUCCAGCUGGCAGCGCUGCAGAGAUGCGAUUCUCCAAACGCCCGGUCGCGGUAAGACUAUCUCCCCACAGAGAAAGUCAAAGCAGGACACUGUUCAGAGCUGAGGAGUCGGAGACGGAUGGACAGACAGGUGUGAAGGACAAGACAGCGUUACCACGGCAACACGCCAUCAGCCCGACAGCAACCCCAUCGUCCCCCAGGGAAUAA